GUGCACGUGCCCGCCGCGGAUUCCGAGCGCGGCCUCGGCGCGCGCCAGACCGCGAGGGGCCACCAGGUGCCGCAAUGACCGCGAGAGGACGCUCGACGUGCUGGGCGCGGGGGCGGCGCACGGCAUGGUCACGACCACCGCCAACGCGAAGGUCAUCCGCGCCCUGGCCAGCCAGGCCGCCGGCGCGCGCGUCGCCGGGCACGUGCCGCGCACGCUCACGGAGCAGAAGCAGGCCUCGCGCGCGGCGGCGGGCGGCCGCCGGCACCCGCUGGGGGCGGAGGAGCUGCAGGCCCUCUUCGGCGAGAUCCUCGGCGGACCCGCGCGCGCCGCGCCCUCGGGCGCGAGGAGCGAGGAGCGCCCCGCGGGCGCCGCCCCGGGCUCGGACGGCGGCGCCGCGGGCGGGGAGGGCGCGGCCGGGCGCUGCGCCUCCGCAGGGCGCUCCGCGAGCCCCUGCCCCCGAGUCGGGCGGCGGGUGCUGGCACCCCCGCGCGCCGCGCCACGCGCCGGCGAUGCCCCUGGCUGGGCCCAGCGCCGGGUCGGCCUCACGCGCGCGCUGGAGGCGGUGCACGACCGCUGCGCCGCCGGCGCGGAGCUCGCCGCCACGGCGCACAGGUGCCUCGAGGCCCUGGGGGCCGCCUGCUCCGGCGCCCUGUCCGGGCCGGAGUUCCGCAUGGCCCCGUUCGACUGGUCGCCCGAGGUGGUGUUGGAGCUGUUCGGCUCCUGCGAGCAGGGCACCGCGCUGCGCAGCUCGGACGUCGACGUGCGCAUGUCCUUCACGCAGUUCCACGUGACGGACAAGGAGAGGCAGCUGAGGUACCUGCGGGCGGUGGCGGCCUCCCCGGGGGACCGGUUCGAGGUCGUCCGCCUCAUCGAGGCCAGGCUGCCGGUGCUGCGCCUGCGCUUCCUGGAGGGG
This is a messenger RNA of Prorocentrum cordatum, 913 nucleotides long. NCBI's taxonomy places the organism in Eukaryota, Dinophyceae, Prorocentrales, Prorocentraceae. The record is from the annotation of a GenBank genome assembly.